Messenger RNA from Echinops telfairi (small Madagascar hedgehog), 4638 nucleotides. It is a transcript of the gene PDGFD, whose product is annotated as platelet derived growth factor D. Gene Ontology annotation, molecular function: growth factor activity; platelet-derived growth factor receptor binding. Lineage: Eukaryota; Metazoa; Chordata; Mammalia; Afrosoricida; Tenrecidae. Gene Ontology annotation, cellular component: membrane. Gene Ontology annotation, biological process: platelet-derived growth factor receptor signaling pathway; positive regulation of cell population proliferation; positive regulation of MAP kinase activity. The transcript has 7 exons. Bases 30 to 1142 code for a protein of 370 amino acids. The record is from RefSeq and is a predicted model, not a curated record.
GCGAAGCUGUCCCUGGGCCGCUGAUCCCAAUGCACCGGCUCGGCCUCCUCGACAUCCUAGUCUGCCUAAACUUGUGCAGCUUUGGGGGCACUUUGGCAACUCCGCAGAGCGCAUCCAUCAAAGCCUUGCGCAACGCCAACCUCAGACGAGAUGAGAGCAAUCACCUCACAGACUUGUACCGAAAAGACGAAGCCAUCCAGGUGACAGGAAACGGCCACCUGCAGAGUCCUCGCUUCCCAAACAGCUACCCACGGAACCUGCUUCUGACAUGGAGCCUCCGUUCUCGGGAGAAAACGAGGAUCCAGCUAUCAUUUGACAAUCAGUUUGGAUUGGAGGAAGCAGAAAAUGAUAUCUGUAGGUAUGACUUUGUGGAAGUUGAAGACGUAUCGGAAACCAGCACUGUUAUUAGAGGACGAUGGUGCGGACACAAGGACGUGCCCCCAAGGAUAACAUCACGAACAAACCAAAUUAAGAUCACGUUCAAGUCUGAUGACUACUUUGUGGCUAAACCUGGAUUCAAGAUUUAUUAUUCUUUGGUGGAGGAUUUCCAACCUGCUGAAGCCUCAGAGACUAACUGGGAGUCAGUCACAAGUUCCAUCUCAGGUGUACCCUAUCACUCUCCAUCAGUAACGGACCCCACGCUCACUGCGGACGCUCUGGACAAAACCAUCGCAGAAUUUGAUACCGUGGAGGAUCUGCUCAAGCACUUCAACCCAGAAUCGUGGCAAGAAGACCUGGAGAGUCUGUAUUUGGACACCCCGCAUUAUCGGGGCAGGUCGUACCAUGACAAGAAGUCAAAAGUUGACCUGGACAGGCUUAACGAUGACGUCAAGAGGUACAGCUGCACUCCCAGGAACUAUUCUGUCAACUUACGGAAGGAGCUGAAGCUGACCCAUGUGGUCUUCUUCCCACGCUGCCUGCUGGUGAAGCGCUGUGGGGGAAACUGCGGCUGUGGAAUUGUCAACUGGAGGUCCUGCGCGUGCAGUUCGGGGAAAACUGUGAAAAAGUACCACGAGGUAUUGAAGUUUGAGCCUGGCCCUUUCAAGAGGAAGGGCAGAGCCAAGAGCAUGGCUUUUGUUGACAUUCAACUGGAUCACCAUGAGCGAUGCGAUUGUAUCUGCGGCUCCAGACCACCUCGAUGAAGGAACAACGGACAUAGACGUAAAUUAAACCAGAAGGAACCUAUAGUCUAAGCAGGGUGUGGUAAGAUGGCCCUUCGCCACCAACACCUGAACUUACAACUAGCCAGUCUUGCAGUGAAUGCAAGUGGUUGCUGAGUUUCAGCCUAGCUUUGUUAGUGUUAUGUAAAGUAGGAAGAUGCAUCAUCAACUAGCAACGUCUAUAGUCAAGCGUAUAGGAUUGCAAAUACUAAUAGUGUCGGAGCAUACACUCACUUAAAAUAUAGACACUUGUUUCUGCAAGAAGGCUUCAAAAAUUUAUGGAAAAAUGAAAGUAAAAGAUAAUGGAAUUUUUUCCAAUAACAUUUUGAAACCCCAUCAUACAUGUAAAUAGGUAAAUCAAAUGGUUUAUCCAGUAUAUAUAGCCAGAGCUUAUAUAUUGUUCCUUGGAUCCUUUGACAAAAUAAGGGAUGUCUCAAAUAUUUGAAGCCUUUUUUAAAAAUGCCUGAAGAUGAAUUUGAUUGGUUUAUAUUUUGAUUUUGAAUGGCUAAACAGUUUCAGUUCUCACACUUUUAAAGAAAGCACCUCAUAUAGUAAAAAUAAAAGAUAAGUUGUUUUUAUGUAUACAUCUCAAUUGAUCACAAAUAAAAUGGGGGGAAAAUCAUACAAAAAAACUCAAGCCCCCCGCUCCAUGAGAUGCACUACACAUGUAUUUGUGUAUCCAAUAAUUACUUGUCUCCCAAACCACAUGACAGUAAUAUAAGUGUUAUAGGAAUUAAGUCAUUGUCUUCUUUUUUAUUCAUUUUGCUGAGGCAUACCAAUUAAUUGGCACAUAUCUCAAAAAGUGAUUUAUUAUUAUAAUCCUACAGGAGGUCAUUUGUAAGCUGGAACAGAAUUUUGAACUUUUUUCUUUCCCAAAUUUCCCCUACAAGAACAAAUAUUUCAAGAGCCUGGUGGGGACUUUACUUCCCAAAUAGUAUUCAUUGGAAGAUUGGGCCAUUGAAAGUAUUUUUUUUAAAAGGUGAGCAAUGAAGUGUUACUGUAACUGGACAAGGGAUGGCCUAAUUCAGAGGACCCCUAUUUGGUCAUGUGUUCACUCUCCAUCUUCUGCUAAUUCCUUUGAGGUACUUUGCUUUUGUGUGUGUCUCUUCCAUACGUGAACAUGGAUUUAAAAUGGCAUUUAUGCUUGCCAUGCCAUUGUAGAUUAUUUAUAGGUUAAAAACUCUUGUGUAUUAAUGAAACAACCAGAUUUUAGUAAUGUCAAUCCCUAAUGAUAUAUUCACUCACCGUUCUAAAUUCUUGUUUCUGAACCAAAUGAUAUCAGGUCCUUUCCAAACCCAUGGAGUUUGUUCUAGAGACCACAGCUUCAACCCUGCUCCGCCACAAGAGAACGGUGCGUGUAGAGGCUGUUAGGGGUAUUUAUAGGAAAAUUUCCUCCCUGGUUCCCGCAUGUCUAUUUUAAAGAACACUGAAUCCAGGCGUAGGAAGUGAUUCAUCAUUCUCUAAAGCAAGGUCUUUAAGGGAGCAACUCUGAAAUCAAGAUUACUGGGGGGCUUCUAAAGGAGGGCUACAUUUUUCUUCCUGCCUUGAGAGACAAACACAGCCGGUCUCUUCUGAUGUCAGACCUUACUGACAACAACCAUGUGACACGACUGAGAAAGUCCCAGUGUCAGAUGAGUGACCUCCGUGCAGUUAGAUUCCUAAGCCUGGUGCUUUCAGGACCCAGUUCUCAAUUAUCCUUAGAACCCCAUUCCUUCCCAGAGCUCUGAGAUGAACAUUCAAUGAUCAUUGAAGAUACAUGCAAUGUUUUCAUAUCAUGAGGGUUUUGGUAAAAUUAAAUGCGCUACAAAUUCCAGAGCAAAUCAGAAACUGUAAAAUCAGAAAUAGUCCAGAUAGACAGUCUAGUAAUCAGACGCUACUCACUUUCACAGCCUCUUACAAGAUUCCCAUGAGAGCAUCGGUUUCCUGUGCCACAAUCACAACGGGAGUUACAUCGUUAGUGUGGAUAGCUCACACCACCACUAUACAUAUAAAAACUAAUAGUUGGAUCCAAGUUUCAAUAAACUUCCUGGCUACAAUCACCAGGAUGGCUUUCAGUUAAUGUCUUUUCUGUACUUUUUAUUUAUUAGGGGCAAUAUAAGCAAGUAUAUUCAUUCACUUUUCUUACUCUUUUUUUUGGGAGGGGGGUCCUUUGUUAAAAGUUCUUCCUUGGUCAUCUAUCUCCAUUGUACUUCCAACUUGUAGUCAAUAAAUCUCCUUUAUUGCCAUUAAAGGAAUGAAAAGCUUACUGUACAAAUUACAUUUCAAAAUAAACCCUAAUGAAUCCACAUUUCUACAUGGUUCACUCUCCUGGGAUAAUGUCUUUCACUCAAUAUAUUCUUGUAGAGCAGAAAACUUUCAUAAGUAGAUUCUAUUAUUAUUAUUAUUGGCCAUGUUGGUAACAGGAAGCUUUUUUCUUCAAUAACAUUCUCUGUAGCAAAUGUAAUAUGCCUCUUAUUAUCAUGAAAAAUAAAUAUUGUUUUUGAACAAAACCAUUCCAUUAUUUAGUCCUCAAUUGUAGUUUUAAAAGCUGAAUAAUGUUGCAGACUUACUUAUACAAAUGCACCCAACUAUUUGAAAUGCUAAGAGUGGGUGAUUUCUGAGAACUUCAUGCUGAAAGCUUCCUAUCUACCACCUUUCACUCCAUCAGUUUCCGGUCGAGUUUGGUUUUUGUUGUUGUUGCUAUUGUGAAAUCUAUGUAUGGCUGUUUCCCCACGGGACUUUUAAUUAAAUAUCAUUUCCUCUGGGACUCUCUGGGUAAUGCAAAUACUUAGCGUACUUAACUGCUAACUGAAAUGUGGAAGUUCAAGACUCUCCAGACGUACCUUAACAAAAAAGACCUGGAGGUCUAUCACUGACAAAAUCAGCCAAUGAAUCCCGUAUGGAGGACAGUUCCACUCCGCCACACCUGAGUCGGAAUCUACUUGAAGACAAUUGGGAUUAUUGUCCUCUGACAUUUCUCACUGAGGACACUGUGCCUCCUUCUCUCACCUAGGGGACUGAAAUCCGUUUCAGACGCCCAUCUCAGCUAAGCGAUUCACUGUUGUCAGGUCAGGGAGACCACGGGAGAGGCUGCCUUCCUGGAGCACUGGAUUCGAAGGUUCAUGAAGCGGCCACAAGUAUAAAGAGAGCUCUUCCGGCUGCAAGAAGGUUUGCUGUGGCAUGUGGUUCCACCUCUACCGUGAUCCUCGCAGAGACAGGGCGACAGCUGUACACUGUCCUGUGGACUCGCCACUUCUUUUCCUUUCCUUGCUGUAGGGUGUUUGGGGAGUGGGAGCAAAGACUUAUGUAUUUGUUGGCGAAAGUUAAUUGUACCAUUAAAAGUACUAGCUACUAUGUGCCAGAGUGAGGAAAAGAGAUGGGAGAAGGAGCAAAUAUUUCUGUUCAUUCAGAUAACUUGAUUUUCAUGUAAAACAUCUUAAUAGCCAUAUACAGAAAUAGGGUUUUAAUGUGAACAUAUUAAAAUUUUUAUUUCACCUCA